Meira miltonrushii is the source of this 945-nucleotide messenger RNA. Its product is annotated as putative ADE1-phosphoribosylamidoimidazole-succinocarboxamide synthase. Gene Ontology annotation, cellular component: cytoplasm. Lineage: Eukaryota; Fungi; Basidiomycota; Exobasidiomycetes; Exobasidiales; Brachybasidiaceae. The record is from RefSeq and is a predicted model, not a curated record. Gene Ontology annotation, molecular function: phosphoribosylaminoimidazolesuccinocarboxamide synthase activity. Bases 1 to 945 code for a protein of 314 amino acids. Gene Ontology annotation, biological process: 'de novo' IMP biosynthetic process. The transcript has 2 exons.
AUGUCUUCUGCAUUGACAACAACUUCUCUACCACUUCCCUUGAUCGCCAAAGGAAAGGUGCGAGAUGUGUAUGAUGCAGGACAAGGUACUCUCUUGUUCGUAGCAACUGAUCGCAUUUCAGCUUUUGACAUUGUUUUGGAAAAUGGUAUUCCAGGUAAAGGCAAACUUCUACACGCUCUUUCUACAUUCUGGUUCAAACUCUUAACUCCUCAUUUGAUCGGAUCACAUGUUUUGGCCGAUUCGUUCGAUGAUUUCCCAGCUGAAUUAAAGGAAAAGCUUGCCGGUGUGAAGGAUCAAGUAGAGAAUCGAUCGAUGUUAGUCAAACGUGCAGAUGUUGUGCCUGUUGAAGCAAUCGUACGUGGAUAUUUGACCGGAAGUGGAUGGAAAGAAUACAAACAACAUGGUACCGUUCAUGGAAUUCGAUUGGCAGAAGGAAUUGUUGAAAGUCAAGAAAUUCCAAACGGUCCAAUCUUUACGCCAAGUACAAAAGCUGAACAAGGAGCACAUGAUGAAAAUAUUCAUCCGGACAAAGUUAAGGAUAUCGUUGGUGCUCAACGUGCUGAAGAGAUUAGCAAAGCAGCAAUUCAACUUUACACCAAAGCAUCCCAACAUGCACGUUCUCGUGGAAUCAUUCUUGCUGAUACCAAAUUCGAGUUUGGCUUGAUUCCACCUUCUUCGUCCGAUCGACAAACUUUGAUCCUUGUUGAUGAAGUUCUAACGCCUGAUUCAUCAAGAUUUUGGGAUGCUAAUGCUUAUAAAGCCGGGGAAUCUCAAAGCAGCUUUGAUAAACAAUACGUUCGUGAUUGGUUAAAAUCAAAAGGUUUAGAUAAAGCCGCAGAUGAAGGUACAAAAGUCAGCUUGCCAUCCGAUGUUGUACAGAGAACAGCAGAAAAGUAUAGAGAAGCAUACGAACGUAUAACGGGAGAGAAGUGGAAUUUGCAGUAG